Penicillium lagena is the source of this 1599-nucleotide messenger RNA. RefSeq names its product NAD-dependent succinate-semialdehyde dehydrogenase. The record is from RefSeq and is a predicted model, not a curated record. Gene Ontology annotation, molecular function: succinate-semialdehyde dehydrogenase (NAD+) activity. Gene Ontology annotation, biological process: GABA catabolic process. Bases 1 to 1599 code for a protein of 532 amino acids. NCBI's taxonomy places the organism in Eukaryota, Fungi, Ascomycota, Eurotiomycetes, Eurotiales, Aspergillaceae. The transcript has 4 exons.
AUGGAGAGACUCAUCCGCCCGGUUUCACGCACACUUCUCAGACCGAGACCUCGAUACCCUUUUGCUGUUCCUUCAACGGUUUACGCUCAGAGACUCUACACCAUGGGGCACAGUGCACCGGAGUUGAAAGACAAGUCGCUCUUCAUUGAGAAGUCGUACAUCAACGGCGAGUGGGUUGGUGCUCAGUCCGGCGAGACCUUUGAGGUUCACGACCCCGCAACCGGCAAGCUGAUCGGAACCUGCCCAGAGCUCAACACCAGCGAUGUCACUAAAGCGAUCGAAGCCGCCUCGGCCGCCUUCCCCGCCUUCCGGAGCACGCAGGGACGCGAGCGCGCCCGCAUGCUGCGCCGGUGGUACCAGCUCAUGAUGGACAACGCAGACGACCUGGCGAAGUUGAUCACAUGGGAGAACGGGAAGCCGUUGGCAGACGCCAAGGGUGAAGUGAACUACGCCGCGUCGUUUUUCGAGUGGUUCAGCGAGGAGGCGCCGCGCCUGUACGGCGACACCAUUCCGGCCACGGUUCCCGGAAACCGGGUUAUUACGAUGAAGCAGCCCGUCGGCGUCUGCGGCCUGAUCACGCCGUGGAAUUUCCCGGCUGCUAUGAUUACGCGCAAGAUUGGUCCGGCCCUCGCUGCGGGGUGUACGGUUGUUGCGAAAUCGCCGGCUGAGACGCCGUUCACGGCUAAUGCGCUUGCGGAGCUGGCACACCGCGCGGGUAUUCCUAAGGGUGUGGUCAAUAUCGUGACUGCGAAUAAGAAUACCCCCUCCGUCGGCGAGUUGAUCACCACGCACCCGGAGGUGCGCAAGGUGUCGUUUACCGGGUCGACGAAUGUCGGCCGGCUGUUGAUGAAGCAGGCGUCGUCGACGAUCAAGAAGGUCUCAUGGGAGUUGGGCGGCAACGCGCCGUUCAUUGUAUUUGAUGACGUCGAGGAUCUCGAAGCCGCCGUCAACGGCGCCAUCACUUCCAAGUUCCGCAGCUCGGGCCAGACCUGCGUGUGCGCGAACCGGAUCUACGUGCAGAAGGGCGUGUACGACGAGUUCGCCAAGCGCUUCGCUGAGAAGGUCAAGGGAUUCAAGCUAGGCGCCGGUUUCGAGGAGGGCAUCACCCACGGCCCUGUGAUCCACGAGCGUGCCGUCAACAAGGUGCACGAGCACGUCCAGGACGCCAUCUCCAAGGGCGCCAAGCUUGCCAUCGGCGGCGAGAAGGCCGCUGCGCUCGGUCCUAACUUCUACAACCCCACCGUGCUGACCGGUAUGAGCAAGGAGAUGCUCAUCGCCUCCGAGGAGACCUUCGGUCCUGUGGCGGGUCUCUUCCCCUUCGAGACGGAGAAGGAGGUUGUGGAUCUGGCCAACAGCGCUGAGGUUGGUCUGGCGGGUUACUUCUUCAGCGGCAACGUCCGCCGCAUCUUCCGUGUUGCAGAGGCCCUGGAGGUUGGCAUGGUUGGUGUCAACACUGGCUUGAUCAGUGAUGUUGCGUCUCCAUUCGGUGGUGUUAAGCAGAGCGGCUUCGGUCGUGAGGGCAGCAAGUACGGUAUUGAUGAGUUUACCACCAUCAAGAGCGUGACUUUCGGUGGAAUGGGCGAGCCUCUGCAGGCUUAG